AUGCUUAAUGUUAAAGACUAUUUCAGGAAAAUACAACCUAGAGGCUGGGUCCUGCCAAUAAGUUAUUUCAAGAGAUGCUGUGGGGGUGACUCCGGGAUUUGGAGGACACCAAGAAGUGGAUUGACUUGGUUCAAUAUCAUUUGGUUUGGCGUCUUUCAAUACUGCUUCGUGAGAGUCUUCAUGACCUUAGUAGCAGUCAUCACACAGGCUAUUGGUAGGUAUUGUUUGGAAUCUCUCAGUCCAGCUUUUGCUCACGUCUGGGUCAUGGUAAUAGAAGGAGGUUGCGUAACGGUUGCGAUGUACUGUCUCAUUCAGUUCUACAUCCAGCUCAGACGCGACCUCGCAGCGCAUAGCCCGUUCCUCAAAGUCGUCGCGAUUAAGCUCGUCAUCUUCCUCUCAUUCUGGCAGACCUUCGUCAUAUCCAGCAUCACCUCCACUGGUGCCAUUAAAGCUUCUAGUCGCAUCCAAACACCCGAUAUCAAAAUCGGCAUUCCUUCUAUGCUUCUCUGCAUUGAAAUGGCAAUAUUCAGCGUCUUUCACCUUUGGGCAUUCCCAUGGAAAGUCUACGAUGUGCGGCGCUCUCAGAUCGUGGCCUCAGAAUCAGCCGCAGGUUUCUUUCCAGAUCCGAAGACGGCUUACCAUGGCGGACCUUUUGGCAGCAAAGCUCUCAUGGACGCUUUCAACCCUUGGGACAUCAUCAAAGCCGUAGGCAGAGGUUUCAAAUGGUUUUUUAUUGGUCGGAAGACACGCACGGAAGAUAUCAGCUACAAGAAUUCCGCUCAAGGAACAGGUCUCGAGCCUACGAGAAACCAGAUCACGGCUUUCGAGACUGGCAACCAUUCGUUUGAUGGCUCUCAUCCUUUUGUGCAGGUUGGCAAACCAGCUAGAUAUCAACCGCUUUCUGAAGAAGAGGAUUCCGACCGCUUGCUUGCACACGCGCAAUCGAACCCAGAAGUGCCUUACCCUCGCCCCAUGGAACGCCUCCCUCAUCUCAACGCUGGUGGUGACAUAGGCACUAUGGGAGUAUAUGACCCUCCUACUCCGCACGCCCCACCAUACCCUACCACAAGGCAUCAAGAUCCAGGACAAGAAUAUGGCGUUGCUGAUGAGAGGAGUCUCGGGGAAGAAGAUACCGGUUAUCAUGGUGCAAGAGGCAGGGUGACACCUGUACCACCCCCGGACUCGCAUCCUUUAGGCCCGCCGGGAGGGAGGGGUAAUGAGAAUGAGUGGAACAUGUGGGGCGGGGCACGAGAAAACGAGCGGGAUCUCGGCGGGGACCAUGGGAUUGGUGACAACAGGUUCUAG
Messenger RNA from Letharia columbiana, 1305 nucleotides. RefSeq lists its product as uncharacterized. Lineage: Eukaryota; Fungi; Ascomycota; Lecanoromycetes; Lecanorales; Parmeliaceae. The coding region runs from base 1 to 1305 and encodes 434 amino acids. Gene Ontology annotation, molecular function: transporter activity. The transcript has 5 exons. Gene Ontology annotation, biological process: transport. The record is from RefSeq and is a predicted model, not a curated record.